This is a messenger RNA of Pichia membranifaciens NRRL Y-2026, 2721 nucleotides long. RefSeq lists its product as hypothetical. Gene Ontology annotation, cellular component: mitochondrion. The record is from RefSeq and is a predicted model, not a curated record. The transcript has a single exon. Gene Ontology annotation, biological process: mitochondrial translation; leucyl-tRNA aminoacylation. Lineage: Eukaryota; Fungi; Ascomycota; Pichiomycetes; Pichiales; Pichiaceae. Gene Ontology annotation, molecular function: aminoacyl-tRNA deacylase activity; ATP binding; leucine-tRNA ligase activity. Bases 1 to 2721 code for a protein of 906 amino acids.
AUGAGUAAGGCUACGGUGGGAGCCAAUGUUAAGGCUGCCGCACAAGGGCUUGCCGAUCUGACUGCCCUCGAUGCAAAAUGGAUGGAAAGGUGGAAGACGAAAUGUGACCACAAAUUCAUCAAUCCUCGUCGUCUGGUAAACGCUGGGAGACAAGAGUUGGAGAAAGGCGAAAAAAAGAAGAUGUACUCCUUGACGAUGUUCCCAUACCCCUCUGGUGUGCUUCAUAUGGGCCAUUUAAGAGUCUACACAAUCAGUGAUGUCUUGGCCAGAUACUACAGGAUGAAAGGGUACGAUUUGAUCCACCCAAUGGGUUGGGAUGCAUUUGGGUUACCAGCUGAAAAUGCUGCAGUGGAAAGAGGAGCCAAUCCAGAUACAUGGACGAGGAUGAAUAUAGCCAAAAUGAAAGAGCAGAUGCAACACAUGUCGACUGAUUUCGACUGGUCAAGAGAAAUUUCUACUUGUGAUGCCGAAUACUACAAAUGGACACAGAAGAUCUUUUUAGAGCUACACAAACACGGAUUAGCUUACCAAAAGAAAGCUGAAAUUAACUGGGAUCCAGUAGACAAAACUGUGCUAGCCAACGAACAGGUUGAUGCACAGGGUAGAUCAUGGAGAUCUGGUGCGAUAGUCGAGAAAAAGUUAUUGAAACAGUGGUUUUUGGGAAUCACUAAAUAUGCCAAAGCUCUCAAUAAGGAUCUGGAACUAUUAAGUGAUUGGCCAAGUAAGGUUAAAACGAUGCAACAGAAUUGGAUUGGAGAGUCUAAUGGCUGUGAGAUUAAGUUCCCAGUCAGCCCUGUUGAGGAUACCAACUUAAAGCUUCCAGCAGAUGCGUUGAAUGUUUUCACAACAAGAGCCGAGACUAUAUUCAGUGUCCAGUAUUUAGCUUUAUCAUUUGACCAUCCAAUUACUAAGAUGCUAUAUAACGCAGACUCCAAGCUCAAGGAAUUCAUUGACAGGCUCAAUAAAGAUGGCGACGAGUCCGAGAAAUCCAAAGAGGGCUACAAGUUAAAAAAUGUUUAUGCCACUAAUCCUCUUGAUGCUGGUAUCAAACUUCCUGUGUUUGUUGCCCCAUAUGUCAUAAGCAGCUACGGUAAUGGCGCUGUAAUGGGAUGCCCAGCACAUGAUACCAGAGACUUCGAAUUUUGGUUAACCAACAUGGGCUCAAAUAGUGCGAUCGUAUAUACGGUGGAACCGAUUAAUGAAAAUGUUGAGUUCGUUGAAGGUGAACCAUUUCUUUCGAAAGAAGGUAAGAUGAGUGUUAACGCUAGGUUCCUACAGGGUCUCAGUGCAGAUGAUGCCAGAAAAAAAGUUGCUGAAGAGCUGAAAUUAAUUCAAAUGGGAAACUUCAAAACCAAUUUCAGAUUGCGGGAUUGGUUGAUCUCAAGACAACGUUAUUGGGGUGCACCAAUUCCAAUGAUUCAUUGUGACUCCUGCGGGGUAGUUCCUGUCCCUGAUGAAGAUUUGCCUGUCAAGUUGCCUCAUGUUGACAAACUUUUAGGUAAAGGUGGAUCUCCUCUUGCAAAUAUUGAAGAAUUUGUGAAUUGUGAAUGUCCACGUUGUCAUAAGCCUGCUAAGAGAGAUACUGAUACAAUGGACACUUUUAUGGAUUCGUCGUGGUAUAUGUUCAGGUUUCUUGAUUCGAAGAAUGAUUCCAAACCAUUUUCAAAGGAGGUUGCUUCUAAGUAUAUGCCAGUUGACCAAUAUAUUGGCGGUGUCGAACAUGCAAUCUUACAUUUGCUCUAUUCUAGAUUUAUCAGUAAAUUUUUCAACGACAUUGGGUGGUAUGAGAAUAAGGAAUUAAAUGGGGAACCCUUCAGACAAUUGAUCACUCAGGGUAUGGUACAUGGCAAAACCUUUGUCAAUCCGGCCACGGGUAAAUUCUUGAGGCCCAAUGAGUAUGACAUAACUUCUAGCGGGGAUGCAAUUAUCAAAGCUACAAGUGAAAUUGCCAGUAUAUCUUUUGAAAAGAUGUCUAAAUCGAAAUAUAACGGUGCCGAUCCUGUCGAAUGUAUUCAGAAACAUGGAGCUGACGCUACCAGAGCACACAUUUUGUUUCAAGCUCCAAUUAACGAUAUUUUAGACUGGGAAGAAGCUAAGAUUAUCGGGGUUGAGAGGUGGAUCAAAAAGGUUCUCAAAUUGGCAGUCGAUUUAGCUGAAGAUUGUAAAGAAGGUUCCACCAUCGGACUUGACAAACAUUAUUCUCCUGUCACUGAACAAGACAUUGAACUUCACAACACAUUGUAUGAAUUUGAAAAAGGCAUCAACGAUUCGUUUGGAAAGACACCCUCUUUAAACACUUUGAUAUCAUACUACAUGAAGUACACGAACGCUUUGACUGAUAGUUUCAAAAAGGGUCAAGUCACAUCGAAAUAUUUGGAAUACAAGUUCUUGGAUCUGGUCAAGUACAUGGCGCCAGUCACCCCCGCAGCGUGCGAGGAGGCAUUUGAACUGUUUAAUUACAAGAGCAAACAAAGAAAUCAGUUUUUGCUAGAAGCAGACUGGCCAGAAUUAGACGAACCGAUCAAGUCAUUGUUAAACUAUAACGUCAUCAUUAACGGUAAGAUGAGAUUUGUACAUAAGGCACCUGCCGAGUUAACAGAUGACCUUGAUACGUGUUGUAAGGAAAUUCUCUCCACCGAAAAGGGUGCCAAAUAUCUUGCCGGCAAGGAGAUCAAGAAGGUCAUCAUGAAGAAAGGUGCCAUAGUUUUCAUAUUGUGUUGA